AGCAGGGGUCUGCUCUCCGGGUUUUCUCGGAGUGCCGCGGCGGAAUCGCUUGUGUCUUCAGCGGGAUGGGUGUUUUCUCGCAGGCCGGGCCACGGUGGUUCCUCGCACGGGUGACGGUGUGGUUGCCGCUGUUCCUGCUGCUAGCGUCGAUCAGCUUGGCUUCUGCUGAUGAAGAAGCUGCUCAAGAGGAGUCUUUUGAAUCAAAGUCAACCUUGCCUUCUGAAGACCAAGUGAAGGAUCAUUCAACAGGAGCCCAAGUGGUAGCAGGUCAGAUCUUUAUUGAUUCUGAAGAUCCAGAGACUCUAGCUGAAGAUGCAGAUAGUUUUGGAGAAGAGGACAAGGAAAGGACUUUGGAGAGCUUAAGUUCUUUAGAAUUGUCUGCCUUACUAAAUAAAGACUUGGAAGAAGUAGAAGCAGAAAAAACAGUUUUGACAGCUAUUGGAGGAACUGCAGAUGGUGAGUUAUGUCGAUUCCCCUUUCUCUUUAUGGAGAAGGAAUACUCAGAAUGUACUGCAGAUGGGAGAGAAGAUGGAAGACUAUGGUGUGCGACAACCUAUGACUACAAGACUGAUCAAAAGUGGGGCUUUUGUGAAACUGAAGAGGAGUCUCAUAAGAGAAGACAAAUGCAGGAAGCAGAAGAUGUUUACCAAACUGGGAUGAAAAUUCUUAAUGAGAGCAGAAAAAAGGCCCAGAAGAAAGAGGCUUAUCAGUAUUUUUUGAGAGCUGCUGACAUGAAUCAUACUAAGGCGAUGGAAAGAGUGUCUUAUACAUUAUUGUUUGGUGACUACUUGAAACAAAAUAUUCAAUCAGCUAAAGAACUGUUUGAGAAGCUUACUGAAGAAGGAUCUCCUAAAGGUCAAACAGCCCUUGGAUUUCUAUAUGCUUCUGGUCUUGGUGUUGAUUCCAGCCAGGCUAAGGCAUUAGUUUAUUAUACUUUUGGUGCUCUUGGAGGAAAUUUAAUAGCACAUAUGAUUUUGGGCUACCGGUACUGGGCUGGAAUAGGUGUCCUUCAGAGCUGUGAAUCUGCACUUACGCAUUAUCGCCUAGUAGCUAACCAUGUGGCUAGUGAUAUCUCUCUGACUGGAGGCACAGUGGUUCAGAGAAUUCGUCUGCCGGAUGAAAUAGAAAAUCCAGGAAUGGCAAGUGGAAUGUUGGAGGAAGAUUUAAUACAAUAUUAUCAAUUCUUAGCUGAAAAGGGAGAUGUUCAAGCGCAGGUAGGGCUUGGACAAUUGCACCUGCAUGGAGGAAGAGGAGUAGAGCAAAACCAUCAGAGAGCUUUUGAAUACUUCAACCAAGCAGCUAAUGCUGGCAACUCACAUGCAAUGGCAUUUUUGGGGAAGAUGUAUUCAGAAGGAAGUGAUAUUGUACCUCAAAGCAAUGAAACAGCCCUUCAGUACUUUAAGAAAGCUGCUGACAUGGGCAAUCCAGUAGGACAGAGUGGUCUGGGAAUGGCUUAUUUAUAUGGAAGAGGUGUUCCAGUGAACCAUGAUCUGGCCCUGAAGUAUUUCCAGAAGGCAGCAGAGCAAGGAUGGGUCGAUGGACAGCUUCAGCUGGGCUCCAUGUACUAUAAUGGCAUUGGAGUCAAAAAAGACUAUAAGCAAGCCUAUAAAUAUUUUAAUCUGGCUUCUCAAGGGGGCCACAUUCUGGCUUUCUAUAAUUUAGCACAGAUGCAUGCUACUGGCACUGGAGUAAUGCGGUCCUGUCAUACUGCUGUUGAGCUAUUUAAGAAUGUGUGUGAACGGGGCCGUUGGUCUGAGAGACUUAUGACUGCUUACAACAGCUAUAAAGAUGGCAAUACAAAUUCUGCAGUUGUUCAGUAUCUCCUUUUGGCAGAACAAGGCUAUGAGGUUGCACAAAGCAAUGCUGCCUUCAUUCUUGAUCAAAAAGAAGCCAGCAUAAUAGAAGAGAAUGAAACCUAUCCAAGAGCCUUAUUACACUGGAACAGAGCAGCCUCACAAGGUUAUACUGUUGCUAGACUAAAACUUGGCGAUUAUCAUUUCUAUGGUUUUGGCACUGAAGUUGAUUAUGAAACUGCAUUUAUUCAUUAUCGCCUGGCAACAGAGCAACAGCACAGUGCCCAAGCCAUGUUCAACCUAGGAUACAUGCAUGAAAAAGGACUUGGAAUUAAGCAGGAUAUUCACCUUGCAAAACGCUUCUAUGAUAUGGCAGCUGAUGCUAGUCCUGAUGCUCAGGUUCCUGUCUUCCUUGCACUUUGCAAGUUAGGAAUUAUUUAUGCCUUCCAGUAUGUACGAGAAACCAAUGUCAAGGAAAUAUUCUCGCACCUGGACAUGGACCAACUCUUGGGCCCUGAGUGGGACCUUUACCUCAUGACCAUCAUUGCUUUACUUUUGGGCACAGUAAUAGCUUACAGGCAGAGGCAGCAUCAAGGAGUCCCAAGGCCUGCGGGUCCACGACCAGUGGUACCUCCUCAAGAACCUGCUCCAGAACCGCAGCCACCCCAAUAGUAACAGCGGGAGAUUCAAUGAAGUGAACUGGAAUUUCUAGCUCUUCUUGUGAUCUUAUGACAACAGAUCAAAUAGUUACAUACACACCAGAUUCAAAAAAGUGUUGAAUUGAGAAAGCAGUUUAGAAUUAUGCCUUUUUUCAGGGAUUUUUUGAGAUGGAGUGGAAUGUUAUUUCUGUGCCAAUGGAAUAACAAAAUAGAUUUUGUGAAAAAGAAGUCUGCUACUUCAAAAGUGAUGCCUACUAUAUUUAGUUUAUUCAGUGCCCUUUUCAACUGUCCUUUGAUUGUUCAAAAAGAAAUAUAUUAUGAAGUUUAAUAUGAGAACAUCAGACCUUGUGCUCUUUUAAGUAAAAGGCUGUUGUCUUUUCCAAAUAUGUUUGUGAUUGUGAUAAACGACUUUAUUUUAUGGUUCUCCCAAUUAUUUUGAAACCAACAUAAACCUCUGUAGUGGUAUCAGCCAUGAGGGUCUGGAUCCUUUAUCUUAGAAUUACCAGUCAUAAACAGAUAUAUAUUCAUGGGCUACUCUUUCUAGAGGUCAGGUUUAAAAUGCAAACUACACUUGUGCAAUGACUAUUUAAAUAAGAUGAAACCUCCAUAUUUUGUUUAGCAUUCAGACUUGCUUGAAUUAUGCACACUCAAGAAUCUUUCUGAUAUAUGUUUUCCCAAGUGUACAUGGCAGCUUGUUUAGUCUUCCUUUUUAUUGUUUCACAAGUAUGCCAAGAUUUAUCCAAGAAAUGGGCUGAAAAAAGGACCAGUGUUAAUCAACCUCAGAAGACCUCUUUAUUUCAGUAGGUUUUUUUGAAGUAUUUUCUCAUUGGGUAUCAUUGGUAUGCUUUUCAGUCCAUCAUAAUAUAUUCUUAUGAUUCAGACUUAUUUGGGGUUGAAGAUUGUGCAAUUAAGUGUUAUUAAUAUAACUGCUAUCUACAUAUCUCUUUAAAAUAUGCACUCUGAUGUUAUGCUGCACAUGGCUUUUGGAGAAGUAGUCAGUGAAUAUACAUAUGAUAGACUAUCCUAACAGUGUUGUUUUAUAACAACCUCACAAUUAUGAGCUAUACCAGCUAUGCCAGAUUUGGGUAGAAUGCAUGUGAUUUUAAAACUUUUGCAAAAUGAGAGUAGAAUGCAUGGCCAGGAUUGAAACAUCAACAUUUUCAAAACAGUGAGAUGAGUUAUAUGAGAUGCAGUAGAAAAUCUAUUCCCAAAUUUCCCUUGCAAUGUCAUAUUUUUGCUGUAAUAUUAAUUUAUGAAGAUUUUAUGUAUUGUACUAGGAGGAAAAAACAACAAAUUUUGGCUAAAGACCCAAUUUAAAAAAAUAGUCUACUUUUGCAAAUGUAGAUGGUUCUAAUGCAUCAUUAUAUAAUCUUGAGUACUCUUGAAAGAAAUAUAAUUAAAUACUGUUCUCUGGAAACUAAACCUUAUUAAGUGCAUUUCAGAAAUAUGCAACUUCUGUAUAUAUCAGUAGGCUCCCUUGUGUAAGUUUAGAAUACAUGACAGGAACAACAAAAGUCCCCUUAUAAUGAAAGUGAAGAGAGAGAAAUUGAGUUUGUAUGACUCUAAAAUACAAGGAUAUUUUUGAACAGGAUUGCUUAUAUCUACAGGAAGCUGUUUUAACAGCAAGGCAUAUGUUUUAGCAGCAGUAUUACUGAGGCAGGUAAUUAUGUAGAGCUCUCCUUCCACUUGUACACACUGGAUAAGAUGAAAAAAAAAUUGCAAUGAAUACAAGAUGUCAAAAAUACAAAAAGGAAACAAUAAUUAAAAUCUGUUCAGGUAUUUGGGCUGCCGGUUUUUUUUUAAAUAAUUUGUGGAAAACUUAGCUAUUUCAGAAAAAAAAAACUUUCCUCAAGAAACCUUGCCUCUUCUCCAAUAAAAGUUGCAAAUGGAAAAAUGUUCCAAGUCUUUAAUUUGAAUAAUGGUCUGCCCUUACGUGUAUUGUGUACAAACUUUUAUGUGAUGAACUCCAGAAAUUUAUAUUAACACACAGUAAAUAAAAUCCAAAUUAUUAUAUUGAAACUAUUUUUUUCUGAAAUAUAAGGAAUAAUUUUUCAAAAAGAUUAAAACAUUUCCAAUGACUUUUUCCUCUGACAUUACUUUUAAUUACUAUGGUGAGCUAUUAUUUCUGCUCCCUAAUUACAGGCAUGUAAUGAUGGAUUCUAUAUGCUUAAACUUCACUUAAUAUAAUAUCCUGCAUCUAGCACUUGAAUGAAAAUGCAAAAUUGCAACAUUUUACACCUUUCUGACUUUCUGCUUUCAAAAGUCAGGAUAAGCAAUACAGUUCCUGUUUUUAGUGUUGUCUCAUCUUUAUAAAAAUAUUGAUUUAAGUUUUAUAUGCUUUUGAAAAGCAUGAAGCUAACUCAGGGAUUUAAGAAUUAAUAGAUCAUCUAGGUUAUCUGCCUAAACAAUUGUAUCUUUGAUUAUUCUAACCUAUUCUAAAUUGAACUUUUACCAUUUAUAUUUAAUUAAAAUAAAUACUACCAGAAUAGAAGUACUUCAAUUCUGUUGAUGCUACAGAAAAGACUUUAAUUUUUAAAUUUUAAUAUGCAGAAGAGUUUAGUAAGCAACCCACUUACUUUCUGAAAGAAGGUGAAUUAAACUUAAUCUAAAUAGGCUAGUUCAGGGGUAGGCAACCUUGGCUCUUUUAUGAGUCGUGGACUUCGACUCCCAGAAUUCCUCAGCCAAACAUGCUGGCUCAGGAAUUCUGGGAGUUGAAGUCCACGAGUCAUAAAAGAGCCACGUUUGCCUACCCCUGGGCUAUUUAAUGGUAAUCAAAUUUCUGAAUACAAAUUGUUAUAAUUGAAAGGCAUUCUUCUAAACUUGCUGAAUUUAAAGGCUGUUUCUAUAAAAAACAAAAUGUCUAUAGCAGACCAAGUAGGAUUAGAACAUAAAGUUGGUUUAUUACAGGCAUUAAAAUUCUGUUUAAAUUUAGUAAUUUUACUUACCCAACCUUUUAAAAAAAAACUUAUUUUACCAAAUGUGGAAAAUAUCAGAAGAAUGUUUUGGGGAAUAUAAUUAUAUACUGUUUGAAUAUUAUAGUUCAGAUUGUUAGCUGCAUUAACAUGCUAUGCAUAUGUAUGCAAAAAUUUAUUCUGUGUAGAUUAAACUGUUCUGAGGAUUUAGUCAAGAGUAUUUGAAAUUAUGGCAAACAUUUUACCACAUUAGUCAGGCUGUUAGGAUCUGCAUUCUUCCUCUGUAUAUCAUAAUGCAUGUUAAUCUAGAAUCUGUAAUGUGACUGUACAUGAGGAUGAAUAUUGAUCUUUGAGAAUGUAUUCCAGUAUAUUAAUUCUGUUCCUUAAUAGUGGUAAGAGAUCUGAGAGCCAAGGUUUUCUGCAUUUUAAGAAACCAAAUGUACCGCACUCCGACUAAAGGUAGCCAUCACUGUUAGAUCCAAUCGCUGAACCUAAGGUUACAAGCAGGUGCAAGCACUUGCACGUGCAACACUAUUAUAGUAAAGCCUUGGACCCCCAAGCCACAGAUUCCUGGUAUAAAUGGUUCAAUUGAUAAGAGUGGAAACCUUGGUGCAUUUGUAUGAACACAAAGCUUUAUUUCAAAUUAAUAUUGAUAGAAACAUGCUGCAAGUCGUGGCUGUCUGAAGCUGGACUUAGGCCAAAACAAUCUGCUUGCUAUUUGUAAAGAUCCCCAUAUGUCAGGCCCUUCCAGCCUUUUAAUAUUUUAAACAGCACAAUAAACUCAUUUUUUUCAAAGAAUUGGUAUGAUUUGAGUGAGUGCAUUUGCAGAGAGGAAAUAAAUCUGUGUGUCUGACUUGGAUUGGCAAAAGGAUAUGUCGCUAAGUGUGUAUAAGGGGUUUUGUAAAUUUUCUUUUGUAUUUAAGAUGAUGCAGUAUAAAGGCUGGAAAAGUGUAAUAUAGCUGUAAACAAAAUCUGUUAAUAGAGAAAUGUACAGAUUCAUUUUGUAUUAUAUCUUGUUAAAUAAAGAUGCCACUUUGAUGAUUGGCCUGUAAUGAAUGCUGUAAGAAAACUUGUGUUGCCUUUUAUUAAAGAUAUUUUUGAUAAAACAGUGAUUCAUAUUGUUAAACUUUACAUUCCCAUCUUUCAAAUUCAAUAAUGAUUUGUAAUCAACUGUUUAUUGAGUUCUAAAAUGUACAUGCCAUCAUGUAUGCCAAUAAUGGUUCAUAAGGUAAUUGCUAUGAAUUAUGUAUUUAUGUAUUUCAUACUCAUGAAUGUGUUGGAAGAACAAGCAACAUUCUUAUAUGUA
Messenger RNA from Crotalus tigris (Tiger rattlesnake), 6670 nucleotides. It is a transcript of the gene SEL1L, whose product is annotated as SEL1L adaptor subunit of ERAD E3 ubiquitin ligase. NCBI's taxonomy places the organism in Eukaryota, Metazoa, Chordata, Lepidosauria, Squamata, Viperidae. Gene Ontology annotation, cellular component: endoplasmic reticulum membrane. The transcript is spliced from 21 exons. Gene Ontology annotation, biological process: ERAD pathway. Bases 66 to 2465 code for a protein of 799 amino acids. Gene Ontology annotation, molecular function: protein binding. The record is from RefSeq and is a predicted model, not a curated record.